Molecule: messenger RNA, 933 nt
Organism: Osmerus eperlanus (European smelt)
Lineage: Eukaryota; Metazoa; Chordata; Actinopteri; Osmeriformes; Osmeridae
Product: C-type lectin domain family 4 member M-like
Exons: 4
Source: RefSeq, a predicted model, not a curated record
UCAGAGAGGAGUCGCUAUAAAGCUGCAGUGUGUCUGGGGCUGCUGUGUGUUCUCCUGCUGGCUGGGAUCACAGCACUGGGAGUCUUCUAUGCUGUGGAGAGAGACCAGCUACAGACCAGUUAUACCAUCCUGGCCAGAGAGAGAGACCAGCUACAGACCAGUAACACCAUCCUGGCCAGAGAGAGAGACCAGUUACAGACCAGUAACACCAUCCUGACCAGAGAGAGAGACCAGUUACAGACCAGUAACACCAUCCUGGCCAGAGAGAGAGACCAGUUACAGACCAGUAACACCAUCCUGACCAGAGAGAGAGAUGACCUUAAGAGGAGGCUAUGUGAGGUCACUUCCUGUCCUGCUGGCUGGCUGAAGUUUGGUUGUAGCUGUUACUACGUCUCUACUGAGAGGAAGAACUGGACUGACAGCAGACAGGACUGUAGAGAGAGAGGAGCAGACCUGGUGAUCAUAAACAGCCGAGAGGAACAGGUAUUCCUUAAUAACCUCAAAAAGACAGUGUGGAUCGGUCUGACCGACACAGUAACAGAAGGGACCUGGAUCUGGGUGGAUGGAACACCACUGAAUUCACCAAAGUAAGAAACAUCUCUUUCUGUAGUCUCUAGACUCAUAACAAAUGGAUAAGAGCAUCUGCUGAAUGACUAAAUGUAAACAAAACUUUUCUAACUUCAAUGCUUUAAGAUUGUUCCGUUUUUUGUGAAUGAGUUUGCAUGGUACGUUAGAACCAAUAGGCUAAUAAGAACCAAUUGCCUAAUAAGUUAACCAAUGCCAAUCAUAUCUAGUAUUUAUAUACAGAUCUAACUCAACAUGUUCAGGAGGACUUUUCAUACUGUAUGACCCAGAAGUGGACCUCAGUGUGUGACUGUCUGGGUGUGUUGAUGUUUAACCCUGUAGGUUCUGGAGACCUGGUAUGCCUGAUGA